This is a messenger RNA of Mizuhopecten yessoensis (Yesso scallop), 971 nucleotides long. RefSeq lists its product as uncharacterized. The coding region runs from base 165 to 794 and encodes 209 amino acids. The record is from RefSeq and is a predicted model, not a curated record. Lineage: Eukaryota; Metazoa; Mollusca; Bivalvia; Pectinida; Pectinidae. The transcript has 8 exons.
CAUAUUGUGCAGUGUGCACUAUCCUAUCGUACCAGUAAACAUUUCGCAGAAAUUGUAUACUGGCCUACAUUUAUAACAUUCUAAGAAUAGAGUGGCAUAGGGUAUACUCUUCCUACUGGCUGGAUUAUAACCUCCCAGAUAUGUGAAUAUGGAGUUCAUGACUGAUGAAGCUUUGUCUACGGGGCAAUGUCAGGCAAGGUUUUGUGUCAAAAGGAGGGAGGAUGGAAGUCCGUCGCGGUCAGGAUGGAGGUAAAUAUAUAACCAUUCUACUGCUGCUGCUUGGUGUCAUCCCUGGGAACCAUGUGUCCUGUAUAGAGGAUCUGCCUGAGAAAAUCAUGGUGGAGUGUGGAACUGAAAAGUGCAAUAUUUUGGAACAGUUUUGCACACUAAACGGUCGUUGUGAUUACUGCAACGAAGAUGAAUGCAAGCUACCGAUAGCUCCUGGAGAGAGACCGCUUCAGUGUUUCUUCAAAUGCAAUCACGUCAUGGAGAAACUAAAGAACUACUCAUCUGGCUAUUAUCCGAACUGGAUUGUAUACCUACUUGGUCCGUAUGCUGCCCUAGUGACACUGCUACUCGCGUUACUGUGUUGGAAAACUCGAACAACGGCAACAAAAUGUUGCUGUCGGAGGGAAAUCCAGACGCCAUCAGAGGAACAAGACUUAGUAAGCCAACCUGUCGCAGAAAACAAUGAAAGCCCACCAGCAGCACAAGGAUCUUCUCGUAGAUCACCUGUCAUUACCUCCCCACAAAACGACCGGGAAUGUGAAAACGCUAUCACGUCAAGUCAAUAGACUGAAUAAUUUCUUAUUGAAAUGAUGAUAAAUGCUUAUUGAUAUGUGAUGACUCGUGAUAGUUUUCCUUCUGCUCAUACUCGGAAUACUGAAUAGAUAUAAACCAGAAAUAUGUUUUAUGAGAAGUUCUUUUUACACAACCAAUAACAUUUUCUAUGUGACGUUUCGAUGAUAUUU